UCUGCUUUUUCAAUGUCGCCAGUUGUUGCAGAGUUUCAAGCUUCUCCAUCGCCAUCGCCAGCACCUUAACCUCAAGCGCUUCCCACGCACCGUCGAACUGUAGCCCCAGAAGACGCCAGAGAGCGAUGGCGGUCUCCACCAUGGUGCGCUCUUCUGCGAUGUUGCGCAACAGCAUCGCGGAUGCGCCAGCAUCGCCUCUUGGAGCCUUUGAAAGGAGGCCCAGCUGGGUGGCAUCGCACCACAGACGGGGCGUGAUUUUUGGAGAGGCGAGCGAGGAGUCGUUCCUAGGACAGAGCGUGAGGCUUGCGCACUCUAGGAGCACGGGUUCUGUGAAGAGAGCCGGGAGGUGGAUCGUUGAAGCCGCCGCGACUUUUGAUACGCAGACUAAAGUCGCGCGCGUGCGCAUUGGCACUCGCGGAAGCCCUUUGGCACUGGCACAGGCGUAUCAGACUCGCGACAAGCUGAAGGCAGCUCAUCCAGGAUUGGCGGAGGAAGGAGCACUUGAGAUCAUCAUUAUUAAAACCACUGGAGACAAGAUACUGAGCCAACCGCUGGCAGAUAUUGGUGGCAAGGGAUUGUUUACGAAGGAGAUUGAUGAUGCGCUAUUGAACGGUGAUAUUGAUAUCGCAGUUCAUUCCAUGAAGGAUGUACCCACCUAUCUUCCGGAGGGCACGAUCCUUCCCUGCAACCUCCCUCGUGAAGAUGUCCGUGACGCUUUCAUUUGUCCAAAUUACUCUUCACUGGCAGAACUGCCCGAGGGCAGUGUAGUGGGAAGUGCAUCCUUGCGGAGACAGUCCCAGAUUCUUCACAAGUAUCCUCAUCUUAAGGUAGAGAACUUUAGAGGGAAUGUACAAACUCGCCUGCGUAAGUUAAGUGAAGGAACAGUGCAAGCCACACUCCUGGCCCUGGCUGGCCUUAAGCGCUUGGACAUGACGGAGCAUAUUACAGCUAUCCUUGCAACUGACGAUAUGCUACCUGCAAUUGCUCAAGGUGCCAUUGGUAUUGCUUGUCGAACUGGUGAUUCUAAGAUGGAGGAGUAUCUUGCGUCACUGAAUCAUGAGGGCACAAGACUCGCAAUCUCGUGCGAAAGGGCAUUUUUAGCCAAGCUGGACGGCUCAUGUCGCACACCAAUUGCUGGUUUAGCUGAACGUACGGAGGAUGGGUGUUCGUUUCGGGGACUGGUUGCAACUACUGAUGGCAAGCAAGUUUUGGAAACUUCACGAAAGGGCUCAUUUUCAUAUGACGAUAUGAUCGCCCUGGCGCAAGAUGCCGGAGCAGAGCUCAUCUCAAGAGCUGGCCCAGAUUUUUUCAAGUGGUAGACUUACUUCGAAGGAGGCAAACUGGUCUGAGCUGGUGGAAAGCGUCAGUACCGCAGAAUUGAAAGACAUGAAUAGUGAACGUAGUCAUGAAAAUUCAGGUUCCAUAAAGAAAAGGGGUGACAGUUAUCCGCGGAUGUAGUAUUCAUAUUCGGUUCAUGGAGACCGGGGUCUCAGUGAGUGAUGCCUAAUGACGUUUCAAUGGAACUGAAGUUAUCUGUUAGCAUUUUAGAGUGUAACAACGGCUGUUCCUACAAGUGUCACGUAGGAAAAAUAAUGCUGAAUCAGCAUAUUUGGAUUCUCCUCUUUUGUACCAGCAAUAGAACAUGUGUACUUCAGCAGCCGAUUCACAGCUUU
Messenger RNA from Physcomitrium patens, 1673 nucleotides. Its product is annotated as porphobilinogen deaminase, chloroplastic. Gene Ontology annotation, biological process: heme biosynthetic process. The record is from RefSeq and is a predicted model, not a curated record. Gene Ontology annotation, cellular component: cytoplasm. Lineage: Eukaryota; Viridiplantae; Streptophyta; Bryopsida; Funariales; Funariaceae. Gene Ontology annotation, molecular function: hydroxymethylbilane synthase activity.